This is a messenger RNA of Lodderomyces beijingensis, 1005 nucleotides long. The record is from the annotation of a GenBank genome assembly. NCBI's taxonomy places the organism in Eukaryota, Fungi, Ascomycota, Pichiomycetes, Serinales, Debaryomycetaceae.
AUGUCACCACCUGACGAGCUGCUACGACAAGAUGCUGAAAAGAAACUGCUGCAAGAACCAAUGCUGAAAGAGGAGGAGGAAGCUGAAGGAUCACUCAAGGCCACGGAUGCCAUUACUGACGAGCUGGAAGAUGAUGAAGACUACGACCCAACCAAAAAAUAUGAUAAUAUCGAGGAGGAGAGCGCAGAUGAAGACGAUGACGAAGAUGGUGGCUUGAAAGCAGAUCAACAGGAAAUUCCUGACUACUCCAAAGUGACAUCAAAUAUUUCACAAGUCAAAACGCGAUCGCAACGACUACAUGAAAAGGAAGUGAAAAGAUCCAAGUAUAUUGGCAAGUUCCAAACGGAUACAAGCGGGUUGGUUAAAGAUACGUGCUCACUAGAUAUUGAGUCCAUCUUUGCAGAAUUGAAACAGGGGAAAAUCACCCCCGAAGUUGAAACUCAGGAUUCAGAACAAGCCCCUAGCGUUAGCGUCAGCAACAACAGCAGCAGCAACGCAGGGGUGCAGCCCGCCAACCAGGAUAAAUCUGACAAAAAAGUUCAAAUUCAAAUCCACUAUUCUUUUGCCGGCAAGUUGAUCACUGAAUCGAAAGAAGUUGAUGAAGAUUCCGAAGAGGCCAAGGCCUACCUCAACUCUACAAGCUCCAUCACUUCCAAUUCCAAUGAUGUGCCCAAUAAGCGAUCUCAAGUGGAAAUCACCAGGACUGACCCGCAUACGCAGCAGCCACUUCAACUCCGCAUAAAGCUAAAAAGGCCAUCGCUCAUUGACAAGAUGUUGCAGUUAUCUUCGAAAAAACUGAAACUAUCCACGUUGGAGAAAUCUCGAUUGGAUUGGGCUAGUUUUAUCGAUAAAAGGAAAAUAGGAGACGAACUCAAGAAACAUAACAAGGCUGGUUAUUUGGACAAACAAGACUUUUUGGGCAGAAUGGACCUUAAAAAGGAUGAAAUUUACCUAAAGGCAAAGCAAGACGACAGAAGAAGACAAUUCCAACUUCAAAACAAGUAG